UUGGGAAAACACCGAUACGUAAGUAUACCUCGAGGCAAUGCACUUCUAUAUGUAGUUUUUAGGUAUGUUUAUAGAAUCUGUUCGGUAUAAGACUGAAGUAGACUUGAAGAAUACUAGACCUCAGUUGAGAACUAUAUCAUGAGUGUAUGCAUUGACAGAGGGUGCUAAGAUUUUGUGUAAUUGACUAAACGGCAUUUCUCAUGCAACGAUACUUGUAACGAGAUUGUAAUAGAUUGAUAAAUAUCAAUAAUGCAUUCCCUUUCCACAAAAUAGUCAGUAUAUUCUAUUGCUGGAUCACUCCCGAACUUCUUCAGAAAAAACAUAUAAGUGUUAAGGUAAUAUGAUGAAGAUUUUAGAGUAAAGUUAACGUGCUACUGUGCUAUUUUUCUAGCAAAAGUAAUCAAUUUUGAAAUGUAUACACUCUCUUUGUAUUUUCUAUAAAUUGUAGUUGUAGUAAAUGUAGUAAAUACAUUGUAGUUGAAAAAAAACAUCCAUACAUAUAGUACAAUUGUUAACUAGCAGUAACGCAAUAUAGUCAGUUCAUUAUUAUGUAUAAAAUAAUUACUCAAGUCAAACAAUAAACGUUCUUUGGAUUCAACUUUACCUCUACCCCGCAAUCACUUAACGAGCCUAGUAACAACGAGUGACAUUCAACAUUAUCAAAGAAUCCACAUGCCUCAAGUUGUCACUCUUUAUAAAAUUGCAGUACUUUAUUUCGAUUAAAUGAGGUUUUUCUCUGAUUUCGAUAUUUUAUUUUCAACUUGUAUACAUCUUCGUUAUUAGAUCGUUAUAAUUUUUCUAUUAAUAUAAUUUCAAUUACGAGAUUUUAAUAUGUUCAGUCGCUCAAUCCUCGCAUAUAUAUUUCUUAUUAUGAGUUGCCCAUUUCACAUAUCGGCAUCAAGUUCUGUAUGUAAGCAAGUUGAAAACGUUUGGGAAAAUUUGUGUUCUGAAGAUAAGGAAUCAUCUGUUGCUAUAGAAAUCGCUCAGGGAAGACCAGGGAAAAGAGGCCCACCGGGCCAGAAAGGUGACACAGGAAAAACUGGCCCACCAGGUCCGCCAGGAAAUUGGGAUUAUGAGGAAAUUCAAAAGAAAUUUGAUCGAAAACUUCAGUCAGUCGAAGAAAGACACAAUAAGGAAACAAGGGAAUUGAAAGAAAGAAUCAAUAGAAUGGAAAGCAUUAUGGAAACUAUAAAUAAGGAAAUGACUACUGCAACUCAAGAAAGAUGUCUACAGAAUGCUUACCAUUUCACCAGCGGUGAUCAAAUAAAGGAUUUUAUUCGCGUGAAAACAGUCGUGCCAACCAUAACAUCUAUAACCGUUUGUGCAUGGCUGAAACCUCCAAAAGGAAGCGUCGUCAAAGGCAGCUUGAUAAGUUAUGCAACAUCAGCAAGUUCGAAUGCAUUUUUAGUUUAUUUUAACGAAAAAAACGAACUGCAGGUCUUUCUCAACGGCGAAGCUAACCACAAGACGAUAUCUGUGCGCUUGGAAACUAAAACUCAUUUUUGUGUAUCUGCUGUACCAGUCGCCGGCUUUGCUGAUGUAUACAUCAACGGAAAACUGUUACUCAGACUGAAAUCUACAGAGAAAAGAAAUCCUGUAGUUGGAGGAGGUUCUUUGAUUAUUGGACAAGAGCAAGAUUCUGUUGGUGGAGAUUUUGCAGCAUCACAAUCGUUUGCUGGCACUAUUGAAAGUUUCAUGAUGUGGUACAAACAGCUAGAUUCCAAUCAAAUAAAAGAUUUAUAUGAAAACAAGUGUCCAUGCUACAAAAAGGACACAAAUGCUAUUGAUGGCAAAUUUCUAAUCGAAGGCAAAGUUCAAUCUGAAAUCAAAGCCUGCAAGUACUAAAACAAUUUAUAUAAAGCAUAUAUGAUGCAUAAAAAUGAUAUAUAUGUACAUGAACAAAUAUCUAAUCAACUGUAAAAUUGACAACAUUAUUGUAAGAGUUUGUAUAUAUAUAUUGCUUAUGCAGGGUGGUCCAAGAUUGCGAGGUUGUCGGGCCGCAAAAACUUUUGAGGAUGCCUAGCGGGCCGCAGUCGGAGAAAACCCUAAAGUGAUCGAAACAUCGCGAGUUUGCUUACUUUGAAUAUAUUUGAAAAUGAGAGUUUAUCGUUCUAAUCAGAUUUUUAAGGAAGAUUAAUAACGCCUUUUGUUAUUUUAAAAUUGCUUCCCGAGAAAUUCCGUGGUAUUUUCGAUAUCUUUUCUCAUCUUUGGUUUUGUAAUGUCUUGAAAUUAAAUUCUUAUGUGACAGAUAAUACAUGAAAACACUUCAGACAAUGUGGUUUACGUUGUUGUGGGCAAGGAAAUACGUUUCCUCCCAGUUUACCUCGAUCACCUUUUUUACACUC
Molecule: messenger RNA, 2345 nt
Organism: Styela clava
Lineage: Eukaryota; Metazoa; Chordata; Ascidiacea; Stolidobranchia; Styelidae
Source: RefSeq, a predicted model, not a curated record